AUGAUGGAAAGCUGUCUCUGGAGGAGUUCCAGGCCUUUUUUUCUGAUGGGACACUCAACGAAGAAGAACUCGAGAAGCUCUUUCAUACCAUUGACUCAGACAACACUAACAACGUGGACACUAAGGAGCUGUGUGACUAUUUUGCUGACCAUAUGGGAGACUACGAAGAUGUUUUGGCCUCACUGGAGAUGCUGAACCUCUCCAUCCUGAAGGCAAUGGACUACACCAAGAGGGUGUACGAGAGUGCACUGCUGAGCUCUGUGGAGAGUGCUGUGGAUGCCAUCGACGAGCAAACCAACCCCACCAGGCACUACCCCAGCAAGGCUGGCCAUGACCUGAGUGACACUUGGUAUGACAGCCCUGUGCCCAGCUACUCUUCCACCACCUGGAUGGUCCCCAGGGAGCAUGGAAAGACCUUCCAGACAGGUUCCCCUGACAGCAAGGCAGAGGGACUGGAGGGACAGAUCAACAGGCUGGCCAAGCUGAUUGGCAAGCUGGAGGACAAGACGCUCUGGUUUGACCUGCACCAGCGGCUGUCGGACAGCGAGAGCACAGCUUGCACGUACCUCCUCCUGGUGCGGAACGAGAUGACGGUGUCACACAAGCACCUGGGCGAGUUUUGCAGCUCCCUGAAGCAGUACCUGAAGAGCGUGGCCGGGGAGCGGGACUGCUUCCACAUCACUGCAGUGAAGCUGCCUGAUGGGGUCACUUUCAUUGUCUAUGAGUUCUGGGAGACCGAAGAAGACUGGAAGAGGCACCUGCAGAGUGCUACCUGCAAGGGCUUCCAGCACGUCAAGGUGGACACACUGAGCCAGCCCGAGGCCAUCUCCAGUGUGUCUGUGCCAGCUGCCUGGUGCACCCUGAGCCGAGAGUGACCAUCGGUGCCGGGCGAGGCACACCAGCACCUGUCCCCUCUGCAGGGUGGCCAUGACCUCCUGCAUGGCCGGGGAGUGGGAGGUGUUGGUGUGACCUGUCUGCAGUGAAGGAAACCCCCAUGUGUGUCCCCACCACCCCAUAGAGUCCUCCCCCAGCUACCCCAUCACC
This is a messenger RNA of Acanthisitta chloris (rifleman), 1044 nucleotides long. RefSeq names its product N-terminal EF-hand calcium binding protein 2 (gene NECAB2). Gene Ontology annotation, biological process: regulation of amyloid precursor protein biosynthetic process. The transcript has 12 exons. Lineage: Eukaryota; Metazoa; Chordata; Aves; Passeriformes; Acanthisittidae. The annotation marks the transcript as partial. The record is from RefSeq and is a predicted model, not a curated record. Gene Ontology annotation, cellular component: cytoplasm. Gene Ontology annotation, molecular function: calcium ion binding.